Austrofundulus limnaeus is the source of this 1727-nucleotide messenger RNA. Its product is annotated as leucine-rich repeat-containing protein 30. The record is from RefSeq and is a predicted model, not a curated record. Gene Ontology annotation, cellular component: cytoplasm. NCBI's taxonomy places the organism in Eukaryota, Metazoa, Chordata, Actinopteri, Cyprinodontiformes, Rivulidae. Gene Ontology annotation, molecular function: protein binding. The transcript has a single exon. Bases 136 to 1035 code for a protein of 299 amino acids.
GCCUGCACCUCCGCUCAGUCAGGAAAACUCAGCCAGGAAUCAAUGAGUUCAACCAGAAGAACUGAAGCUGAUGAUGUUCAGGAACUCCAGAGCUGGUGACUGAGCUGACUGUGAACCAGUAGCGCCGGGACCACGAUGGGUGGGAAGCAGUCUCGCAGUUCGUCCAAAAAAGAUCUGAACGAGGUGAGCGUGGUUCCAAGGAGGAAGAGCACUUUCAGAGGGGACCAGCUGGGCUUUUCCUCGGCGGCCGAGCGGAUCCGCAAAUACACAACGGUGCACUUUGGUUACAGCACCCUGAGCUUAGCCAUGAGGGGUCUGGAUGAAACCCCCUGCGAGCUGUGGGAGCUGCGCGAGCUCCAGAAGCUCAACUUGUCCAUGAACAGUUUGUGCUCGCUGCCCCCCAGUCUGGGCGCUCUGGACAACCUGGUGGUUCUAAACUUGUGGGGGAACAACUUGUCCUGCCUGCCCCCCGAGAUCGGCCUCCUGAAGAAGCUGCGGGUGCUGUUCGCUUGUUGCAACUGCCUGAGCAAAGUCCCCGAGGAGCUGGGCUCCUGCACCCACCUGGAGGUCCUGAGUCUGGCCAACAACCAGAUCUCGGGGCUCCCCGGCAGCCUGGCGUCCAUGCGCAGCCUGACCAAACUCAACCUGAGCCACAACCGCAUCGCUCACAUCCCGACCUGCGUCUACAGCAUGAAGGGCCUGGUGUUCCUCCACCUGGCCUGCAACCGCCUGGAGACCAUCGCGGACCAGAUCCAGGACCUGGUGAACCUGAAGAUCCUGAUUGUGGAAGGAAACAGCAUACACAGCCUGCCGAAGACUCUGUGUUUCCUGGAGUCUUUGGAGCUCCUUAACGUGGACUUUAACGAGCUGCAAAGCGUCCCCGUUGAGUUGUACUUACUGAGCCGGCUCGGGCGGCUGGCCUGUCACCCACUGGACAAAGGACUCCAUAUCAUCCACAACCCCCUCCUCAAGCCCAUCCAGGAGGUACUACAAGGAGGACUCAGUGCUCUUUAUAACUAUCUCAAACCCACAUGAAAAGCUGGACAGAAUGUGUGCGUGUGUUAUCACAAGUUUUACGUUUGGGCUUAAAUUUAUGAUAAAGUAUAAUUUCUCAGUAAAAACUAGAAAAGCUUCUGUAGCCAGGCUGAUUUUCUUCUAAAUGUCUCAAUUUAUUUGAUAAAAACUGAUUCCGCAUUAUCUUUUUUCCCUAAUGUUUUUGGUAAUCUGAUACAUUUCGUAUACUUUCGGCCACUUUAGCUCAGUCCGCGUACGCAGAAAAUGCUGCAGCCGAGUCCCAACCAUCAGCUGAAUCAUAUUUAAAGGUUUGUUACUCGACAGUAAACGGGGUCAAGAGAAGGGGCCCGGCUGAUGCAGAGGAAUCCACAGGUCCACAUUUGGGUGCUGAUCAGUCAGUUGAGCUCGGUGUUGACGGCGGGGUGUGUGUGUAUGUGUGUGUGUGUGUGUGUGUGGGGGGGGGGGGGGUUCAGCCACACGUCACCACUCUCCUCAUUGUGUUCAGGUCACAGGGAUCAUGUGUGGAACAUGAGUGGAAAGAACAGCAGGGGGAGGAGUACUGAGAUCUGCUGGAUCAUUUUAAAGAAACCGUGACAGUGACUUUGUCCCGAUAUAAAUCUUGUUCCACUCAUCAGAUCAACCGGGUAAUGGUUGACAUUUGGAAACAAAAAGCUUUGAUUUGUUCAUGGUUGAGUAAAAAAAAAACUUUCCUA